Messenger RNA from Ochlerotatus camptorhynchus, 528 nucleotides. RefSeq lists its product as uncharacterized. Bases 1 to 528 code for a protein of 175 amino acids. The transcript has a single exon. The record is from RefSeq and is a predicted model, not a curated record. Lineage: Eukaryota; Metazoa; Arthropoda; Insecta; Diptera; Culicidae.
AUGGCGGAUAUUUGGCGAUCCGACCACUUACCGCGGAUCGAGCUCCCAAGAUUCAACGGUUCGCUCACGGAGUGGCUCUCGUUCAAGAGCCGCUUCGAGAAGAGGAUAUCCGCUCUUAAUGAAGAUGCGGAUAAAUUCGCAUUUUUAGGAAAAUGCCUAGAGAAAUUCGAACCUGCCAAAAAUUCAAUUGAGGCACUCGAAAACUCGGGAAUGAGCUUUGCCGAAGCUUGGCAAAAGCUCGAAACGCGCUUCUACAAGCGCAGGAUAGCCUUUGAAGGCUACUUUUCUAAGCUGCUCAAGGUGAAGAAAAUCAUGAGUCCCAAUGCCAAGUUGAUUCUGGCUCCGAUCGAUGCAGUAGACACCGCAGUCCACGCCGCUCACCAAAUCCAAGGUGAGCGGGAUCAAACACUAGAUUGCGUUGCCAACCGCCUAAUUAUUGCCAUCGUAAAAGGCAAAUUAGACGACGCAACCAUAUCCAAGCUCCAAGAGCACCCUGGAAACGAUGGACCACCAGUGCUGCGGUACUGA